This is a messenger RNA of Nothobranchius furzeri (turquoise killifish), 3274 nucleotides long. The record is from RefSeq and is a predicted model, not a curated record. Lineage: Eukaryota; Metazoa; Chordata; Actinopteri; Cyprinodontiformes; Nothobranchiidae.
GCUGUGAACUUUGGCUGAACUUCAAAGGUCUCGACUCACAAGAGUCAACGUUAGGACUUAGCUGGCACUGUCCGACAGAUGUCCUGGGAUAUAAGCACCGCCCUAUCACCUACUCCACGGUCACGCUGCGCAAUGUGUACAAGGUACUAGCUACCCAGUAUGACCCACUAGGGUAUAUUUGUCCCUACACUACAAGGGCCAAGCUGAUUGUACAGGCCCUGUGGAGCACAGAAAGAGGGUGGGAUGAGCCCAUCGAAGGGAAUCUACUUCAGUCCUGGCUUGAGUGGGAAGGCGAACUGUCACACCUUCAGCAUGUCAUCAUUCCCCACUGCUACGCUCCUCCUCAUAACUCCAGCAAUGUGACAUAUGAAGCUCACGUAUUCUGUGACGCAUCGGAAAAGGCUUAUGGGGCUGUGGCUUAUCUCAGGGUAAUUGAGCGGCAACGGCCCAUCAUCACAUCAUUCCUGAUGGCUCGCUCCAGAGUGGCCCCACGCAAGCAGGUGUCAAUGCCCCGGUUGGAGCUUUGCGCAGCACUCACAGGAGCCCAAUUGGCCAGAUUACUCCAGACAGAGCUUACUGUUCCCAUACAGUCGAUUUACCUGUGGACAGACUCUACCACGGUGCUGCAGUGGAUCCAAUCUAGCUCCUGUCGCUAUAAGGUAUUUGUGGGGACUCGAAUCUGUGAAAUACAGGAGCUGACAUCUCCUGAACAGUGGCGAUAUGUGACCUCUGAGCUCAAUCCUGCUGAUGACAUCACCAGAGGGAAACAUCUCGCUGACCUAACAGCCCCCAAUCGUUGGUCACAUGGUCCACCUUUCCUAUUACAAGCCGCUGACACUUGGCCUAAGCUGCCAACAGAGUUUCCAGCCUGCAAUGAAGCAGAGCUCAGGAGGACUGCAUUCUGUGGGCACGCUUCUGUAUCCCCAACCUUGCCGGAUCCAAUGCAGUAUGCCUCACUAGAUAAGCUGAUUGCUGCUACGUACCGGACCCUACACGGGGCGGCCGACACUCCUAUUACAGCCGCGGAGCGACUGGAAACCAAGACCAUGCUGCUCCGCUCAGCUCAGACCGACAGCUUCACAGAGGAGACCAAAGCCCUCCAGACCAGUCGCCCAGUCCGCUCAGACAGCCGUCUUAGCACGCUGUCCCCUGAAUAUGACAGUCUUACUGGUCUCAUCAGAGUCGGAGGCCGCCUUCGUCAAGCCGCAGACUUAGAUCCAGACAGUAUUCAUCCCAUCGUACUAGCAGCUGAACAUCCCCUGACCAAGCUCAUCAUAAGGACUUAUGAUGACCAGCUCCUUCACCCAGGUGCAGAGAGGCUAUUUGCGGAGAUAAGGCGCACCUAUUGGAUUCUCAGAGGACGUCAAGCCAUUAAGAAACACCAGCACCAGUGUGUGGACUGUAGGAGAUGGCGCGCCACACCUUCUACACCCAAGAUGGCUGAUUUACCUUCCUCACGGAUGAGACUCUAUAAACCCCCGUUCUGGUCAACGGGCGUAGACUGUUUCGGGCCAUACACGAUAAAGAUAGGUCGUAGAAGAGAGAAACGCUGGGGAAUUAUCUACAGGUGUCUUACAACUAGAUGUGUGCAUCUCGAUCUCCUCCCUAGUCUUGACACUGAUUCCUUCCUUAUGUCAUUACGCAGAUUUAUCGCACGCAGAGGAAAGCCAUACGAGAUGUGGUCUGAUCAAGGAACCAAUUUCAGAGGUGGUCAUAGAGAACUCCAAGCAGCAUUUGAAAACAUGGAGCCUGACCUCAAGCAGCAACUAGCCACGCAGGCUAUCCACUUCUGCUUCAAUCCCCCACACUCGCCUCAUUUCGGAGGAGCCUGGGAAAGGGAAAUCAGAGCAGUGAAGUCAGCUCUGCAAGUAGUCCUGAAGGACCAAGUUGUGGCAGAAGAAGUCCUACUCACAGCUCUCAUAGAGGUUGAGGGCAUUUUGAACUCAAAACCGCUUGGCUAUGCAUCGGCUGACAUAGCCGACCCAGAUCCCAUCACACCAAAUCUUCUCUUGAUGGGGCGGCGUGAUUCAGCACUACCCCAGGCAGUCUAUGGCCCCUCAGGCACUCUUUCGACCAGAAGAUGGAUACACAGCCAGGUCAUCAGUGACCACUUCUGGAAGCGGUUCAUACAGAACUACCUCCCAGGACUGCAACUCCGACAGAAAUGGAGGAAGUCCACUGACAACAUGACCGUGGGACAAGCUGUUAUGAUUGUAGACUCUAAUCUGCCUAGAGGCCUCUGGCCUGUGGGUACCAUUUCCCAAGUUUUCCCAGGGACUGAUGGUGUUGUUCGGGCUGCCGAAGUCAAGGUUAAAGACAGUCUCUAUGUUCGCCCGGUGACUAAGCUAGUGGGACUCCCCAAAGUCCCUGAGGACUUAGAUGAUACUGUUCCGCAAUAGCUUGACUUUAGCAUGUGUGUAUUUGUAUCCAUACAAAUACAGGGGCGGCUGUUAAAAGUCCGCUUUCCAGAGGAAUAAUGUUUGUGAACACAGUUUAGACUACAUUACCCAUGAUGCACCUCGGUAUCUGUACUUCCCGUUGGGAACGUGUUUAGCGCAGUUCAGCACAGCUGAAAGGUGUUGGAUGAUCAGCGUUUUUCUCGUGCGUUCCUGUGUGAGUUACCCUUGGUGUGCGUGUUUAUCAUAUUACCACACCCACAUACUCCUGCACACUCACACUCCCUUUACCUGCAUUCAUAGAUGGGAAUGCAAUUGCCUCACUUGUUGAUGUCAUCUGCUACCUCUUUAAUAAAACUACUUGGACUACAUCACUGUGGAGUGCCAAUCCUUCUGACCGAGGACAACUCAGUUGAAGCGUGAUCGGCAAUCAGUGCAAACAUUCAGUACAAUCCUAGAGAGGUCAGGUUUGUUUUAGAGUACUCCAAUUAACAGCCCCCUUACCCCAAAAAGGAAUGGAGUCAUUAGCACUUAUGGUUUUUAAAUGUCACCCAGAAUUAUGUUGCACGAAGCACAAUUUCACAUCAUUCUGAGUUCAUUUGUGUGAAAACAAGGUCCAAUCAGGCUGAAAGAUUACAGGAAGGUAGAAUCUAUUGAGUUGUAAGUGAUCUGAACGUUUCAUGAUGAUAGCACUUUCCUAAGGGGGUCAAACCAUGUCCCAAAGGUCACCAGAUCUGGUGUCAAUUUAAAGAAGUAGUCCAGUUACACAUUUGUGGGCUUAUAACAUGGCUUCUGAAUGUCCUAGAGAAAUCAGGUUUGUUUUAGUGUACUCCAAUCAACAGCCCCUACAACCACAAAAAGGAAUGGAGUCAUUAGCA